CUUUCUCAACAUGUCCUAGAUUGCUAGAAUGAAAUGAAAAUUAAUUUAACUCCUAGAUAUUUCUAACAUGAAUUUGAAGAUGUUUAACACUAAAAUACCAAAACAGCAUAGUCAUUCAUAACCCAAAAAAAUUCACCGUGCCUGCAGCAAAUGAUAGCUUACGUUUCCUAAUACAUUCCAGAUCCUAGAUUGAAAAGGUGAAAUGUGUUUAAUUCAUUUGUCGAAUGCAAUCUAAUAUGCAUAUUAGUGAGCUGAUGCAGUGGAGAAAAUGGCAUUCUGCAAAUGAUUUUUUAAAUGAAGUGCGUUAAUUCUAUUCCUGUUUGAUUGUGAAAGAAGGCUGAAUGCAUCUGCACACACUGUUGGUGUGCAAAAAAUCCUCCAAAAAGCUAGCUUUUAAAAAAGUACUUGUGUUCUGAAAGCCUAGUCUGAAGACAGCCACAGUUCUAACCUGUUCUCAGUUUUUAAAAAAAUGUUUAGGAAGUAAAUGAAUCCAAUGCACCAUCACUUUGAAAACGUUAGAGUGGCUGAGUGCAGAGAGGGCGGUCUCUGCAGUGGAGAGAGGGUUAAGAACACCUAGUUGAAAUGGGGGAGGGUAGGGACUUCGGAUUUACUUAAAUAUUCAUGGGGCUUCCUCCAUUUUAAUCUUCUCCUUUUUAAAAGAUGGCUGUGUUUCCCAGUCUGGCAACCCCACAGGAAAGAAGAAUUGCUCCUUCCUUGCAGAGUUCAGCUGAGCAGGACUAAUCUAGAGUGGAAACCCCUUCGGCCACCAGGACUAUUCAUAAUUCAUAAGGGCUGCAAACCAGCCAGCUGAAUACAUUUAGACAGGCUCUUGCUCCUUCGUGCAAUUCCUGAUUUCAUUACUCUCUCUGCCAGGAAAGAAGCAGCCAGCGUAGGCUUCUUGUAAGAAUGGAGUGUGAAGAUGGGCUUUGUUUGGAUUAGGAAAUGCCCUAAAUUUUGGAGACUUUGUCUUUUAUAAGCUUUGAUUAUUUUACCACUGAACCUGCAAGGCUUUCCCCAUCCUUUCUCGGGACUGCUCUCUCAGAACAGUGAAUUCUUUCCAAGGGAUUUGUGGAUUGUGGCGAGGAGAGCUUUCCAAAAUGCCUGAGGCAAACUAUUUGUUAUCUGUAUCUUGGGGUUACAUCAAGUUCAAGAGAAUGCUGAACCGGGAGCUGACACACCUCUCAGAGAUGAGCCGAUCAGGGAACCAGGUUUCUGAAUACAUUUCAAAUACUUUCUUAGACAAACAGAAUGAUGUGGAGAUUCCAUCACCCACCCAGAAGGACAGAGAGAAAAAGAAAAAGCAACAGCUCAUGACGCAGAUAAGCGGAGUGAAAAAACUGAUGCACAGUUCAAGCUUAAACAAUACAAGCAUCUCACGCUUUGGAGUCAACACAGAAAAUGAAGAUCAUCUGGCCAAGGAGCUGGAAGAUCUGAACAAAUGGGGCCUUAACAUCUUCAAUGUGGCUGGAUAUUCACACAAUAGGCCCCUCACAUGCAUCAUGUAUGCCAUAUUCCAGGAAAGAGACCUCCUAAAGACAUUCAAAAUCUCAUCUGAUACAUUUGUAACCUACAUGAUGACUUUAGAAGACCAUUACCAUUCUGAUGUGGCGUAUCAUAACAGCCUACAUGCUGCUGAUGUAGCCCAGUCAACCCAUGUUCUUCUUUCUACGCCAGCAUUAGAUGCUGUCUUCACAGAUUUGGAAAUUCUGGCCGCCAUUUUUGCAGCUGCUAUCCAUGAUGUUGAUCACCCUGGAGUCUCCAACCAGUUUCUCAUCAACACAAAUUCAGAACUUGCUUUGAUGUAUAAUGAUGAAUCUGUGUUGGAAAACCAUCACCUUGCCGUGGGUUUCAAACUGCUGCAAGAAGAACACUGUGAUAUCUUCCAGAAUCUCACCAAGAAGCAACGCCAGACACUCAGGAAAAUGGUUAUCGACAUGGUGUUAGCAACUGAUAUGUCCAAACAUAUGAGCCUGCUGGCAGACCUGAAAACAAUGGUGGAAACAAAGAAAGUUACAAGUUCAGGUGUUCUUCUCCUGGACAACUACACGGAUCGUAUACAGGUCCUUCGCAACAUGGUACACUGUGCAGACCUAAGCAACCCCACCAAGUCCUUGGAAUUAUAUCGGCAGUGGACAGACCGCAUCAUGGAGGAGUUCUUCCAGCAGGGAGACAAAGAGCGGGAGAGGGGAAUGGAGAUUAGCCCAAUGUGUGAUAAGCACACAGCUUCUGUGGAAAAAUCCCAGGUUGGUUUCAUUGACUACAUUGUCCAUCCACUCUGGGAGACCUGGGCAGAUCUGGUGCAGCCUGAUGCCCAGGACAUUCUGGACACGUUAGAAGAUAAUAGAAACUGGUAUCAGAGCAUGAUACCGCAGAGUCCCUCCCCACCACUGGACGAGCAGAACAGAGACUGUCAGGGUCUGAUGGAGAAGUUUCAGUUUGAACUGACCCUUGAAGAGGAGGAUUCCGAAGGCCCUGAAAAAGAGGGAGAGGGUCACGACUAUUUCAGCAGCACAAAGACACUUUGCGUGAUUGAUCCUGAACAUAGGGAAUCACUAGGAGGGACUGAUGUAGACAUUGUGACAGAAGACAAGUCCCCUAUCGACACAUAAUUGCCUUCUCCGUGUGGAGAUGAACGUUCCACCUUUGACAAGCAUGCCAGCUGUAUGGUAGGGCCAGCCCAUCACGGGGGCCUGGGCCUGCACGGGACAAGGGCCAUGUGGCCUUUCCAGUUACUUGAGUUUGGAGCCAGAAUGCGAGACCAUGAAGCAGAUAGCAGUUCAGAAAAUUCCACGGCUGACUUGCCUUGCCUGCAAGCUUAGUGGAGAGCUGAAGCUUUAUCUGGUACUGGAGGCCAAGAUCAGAUCCUGAGUAAAUGGCUUGAAAAUAGAAGACACAAAACUGAGAGAUUUUUCUGCACUAAGUUUUGGGAAUCUGUCCCCUCUGGUGACUGAACUGACUGAUUAAUAACUUCAUUUAUAAAUCUGCUCACCUGUCCCCUUGUCUGCCAACCUGUGUGCCUUUUUUGUAAAACAUUUUCACGUCUUUAAAAUGCCUGUUGAAUACCUAGGGUUUAGUAUCAACUUCUACACAGAUAAGCGUUCAAAGUGGACAUAAACUUUUUUGACUCUUUCUGGGAAAAAAAAAAAAAAGGAAAGCAAAUGGUCUUCCUUCUUUCUUGGGCAAUAUCUUUCACUUUCCUACAGUUACUUUUGCAAAUAGAAAGGACACGCUUCUAACCACAUUCUACUUCCUUCCCUUAUUGUCCCAUUCAGCUUGACGGUUGCCCGUAUAACUUAUCUCUGUUUGCCUGCUUACAGCAGUAUUUUUUCUCCUCUUAGAACUUCACUUCUUGUGCUGCAAACAGAAUAAAGUGAGCAAACUAAGAGGUAGGAAAGGGUAAUUGUGUUGUUCACAGUAAGUCUGUGUAAAAUUCAGCUCCAUUAGGCAGCGCACCAUGUUGUGUCCUGAACCCCUGGGCCGCUGGGUGCUGCACGGUCCCCAUCCUAUCCCCUCCCCCCAUCAGUCUCCACCCAGUUACCCUGUUUUCAAUUGGAUGCUGCCGUCUUUCUCUUGCACUGCCUUCUGCGCUAACACCUCCAUUUCUGUUUAUAACAGUAUAUUUAUUACUUAAUGUAUAUAAUGUAAUGUUUUGUAAGUUAUUAAUUUAUAUAUCUAACAUUGCCUGCCAAUGGUGGUGUUACAUUUGUGUAGAAAACUCUGCCUAAGAGUUGCGACUUUUCUUGUCACGUUUUUGUAUUGUGUAUUAUAUAACCUGGACAUCGCUUAAGAGAGACAUACGACCCCUUCCCCGGUGAGGACAUUCGUGGGCUUUUAUUCAGAAGGUCUGCCCUCUUCCCCAUCUGAGUUGCUAAUACUGCACAACCCCUUUGUGAACCAGUUUUGGAAACAGGAUUCUCACAUUAGAUACUAAAUGGUUUAUACUGAGCUUUUACUUUUGUAUAGUUUGAUAGGGGUAGGGGGCAAUGGGAUGUAGUUUUCACCCAUGUUCUAUCCAAAUCUGUGUAUGCAUGAAUUGGGUUAUAACUGGGUUCUACUAUAAUUGUGGCUUUGGUUUAAACAGUAACACUACAUUUGCUCGCAGGUGGUUCUUCUGAGUGUUCCCAAACUACUGACUUUGAAAGCCUCUUGCCUGCCAUUAAGCAGGAAUGUCAUGUUCCCAUUAAUUACAAAAAAACACAAUAAAACAAUGUGAAUUUUAUAAUAAAAUGUGAACUGAUGUAGUAAGUUAUGCAAAUGUGAAGCUUCCGAUAACACUUGUUAGGCCUCAUACUGACUUCAGUCUCCGUGUGUAAAAUAUAUUUCAUGCUUUCAGUUCAGCAUUGUAACUCACUAGUUAAAGAAAUGGCACAAACGUGCAUGACCGAUGGGUUUGUAUGUCUAUGAACACUGCAUUAUUUCAGGUGGACAUUUUAUUGUUUUCAAAAGUUUCUCACAAUGUAUGUUAUAAUAGUAUUAUUAUUAUUAUAUAUUGUGCUCAAAUGCAUUCGUAAGAGACUUUUAUAUGAAAGUGAAUAAACAAAAGCAUGAUUAGAUUAGA
This is a messenger RNA of Felis catus (domestic cat), 4558 nucleotides long. It is a transcript of the gene PDE4B, whose product is annotated as phosphodiesterase 4B. Gene Ontology annotation, cellular component: perinuclear region of cytoplasm; cytosol; nucleus. Gene Ontology annotation, biological process: signal transduction. The coding region runs from base 1098 to 2609 and encodes 503 amino acids. Gene Ontology annotation, molecular function: transmembrane transporter binding; 3',5'-cyclic-AMP phosphodiesterase activity. Lineage: Eukaryota; Metazoa; Chordata; Mammalia; Carnivora; Felidae. The transcript has 10 exons. The record is from RefSeq and is a predicted model, not a curated record.